AGGUGCACACCCUUAGCCGUGGGUACCGGUUAUAAACAUACCGAGCCAUCUUCUUCCAUGGAAUCUACCUCUAAAAUGGCUUCCACUUCUCUCAAAUUCCAAUUCCCUCCACACCUCAAACUCUUCCAAAUUCCACAAAAACUCAAAAAUCCCACUUCAAUUAUAACCUGUAGCCUCAGAGGUAAACCAAGAAAACCAUUAUGGAGGUCAAAAAGAUUAUCAUCCGAAGCAAUUCAAGCUGUUCAGUCUCUCAAAUUAGCCAAAUCCUCAAAUUCAAGAUUACAAAACGUAUUCGAGAAUAAACUCUCAAGACUUCUCAAAACUGACUUAAUUGACACUCUUGAAUUAUUACAGGACCAAAAUGAACUAGAUUUAGCACUCAAGGUGUUUGAUUAUGUGCAAAAAGAAAUAUGGUACAAGCCAGAUAUAACAUUGUAUUAUGGGAUUCUUGAGAUGUUGGGGAAGAAUGAGAUGAUUUUAAUGGCAGAAGGAUAUUUCUGUAAACUUGAAGAGGAAGGGUUGAAGCAUGAUACGAGGACAUUUAGUGAGAUGAUUGGAGCUUAUUUGAAAGUGGGUAUGGUUGAAAAGGCUAUGGAAAUGUAUGGAAGAUUGAAGGAAUCAGGCUGUGUUCCUGAUAAGUUGACAUUUGCAAUUUUGAUUAGGAAUCUUGAGGAUGCUGGAAGAAGUGAGCUUGUUGAUGUUGUAAAGAAAGAUUGUGAUGAGUAUAUGGAUUAUCCUGAGAAAUUCCUUGAAGAGAUUGAGAGGAAAAUGGAUGCAAGAGGGCCAUCGAUAAAUCUUGUUUGACGAUUGUGAUGUCAAGGUUGAUAACUCUCAUCAAAUUUUGAAGACAGAGGUGUCAUCAAGCGGCCAGUUCUCGUUAGGCGCAUUUUGGUCUGAAUUAUCAAACACUCCUAGUCGAUUGAUGGUACAAACAGGUUAGUUUGUCAGUUGAUCGAAUUGAUGAACAUGUUUAACUGAAAAGUUUCGGUAUGAACUGUUUUCUUAUAACUUGUUCACUCGAGACAUUUGACAACUGUAUUUCUAUUCUGCAAACAAGUAUUCAGAGUAUGUAUGAAUAUGAAUGGCAUUAUCUGGACAGUAGAGCAGAGAAAAGCUUGGCUGGUACCAAAAAGUAUAUGAUAAGUGGUGAAAAUGUUUUAA
Molecule: messenger RNA, 1161 nt
Organism: Mercurialis annua (annual mercury)
Lineage: Eukaryota; Viridiplantae; Streptophyta; Magnoliopsida; Malpighiales; Euphorbiaceae
Product: pentatricopeptide repeat-containing protein At1g62350-like
Exons: 3
Coding region: 58-804 (248 amino acids)
Biological process (GO): Group II intron splicing; chloroplast organization
Molecular function (GO): protein binding; RNA binding
Source: RefSeq, a predicted model, not a curated record